This is a messenger RNA of Erigeron canadensis, 1825 nucleotides long. Its product is annotated as putative clathrin assembly protein At5g35200. Bases 52 to 1620 code for a protein of 522 amino acids. The record is from RefSeq and is a predicted model, not a curated record. Gene Ontology annotation, biological process: clathrin-dependent endocytosis; clathrin coat assembly; vesicle budding from membrane. Lineage: Eukaryota; Viridiplantae; Streptophyta; Magnoliopsida; Asterales; Asteraceae. Gene Ontology annotation, cellular component: clathrin-coated pit; clathrin-coated vesicle. Gene Ontology annotation, molecular function: clathrin heavy chain binding; phosphatidylinositol-4,5-bisphosphate binding; 1-phosphatidylinositol binding. The transcript has 17 exons.
AUGUAUGUAUAUCGGAUAACCAUAGGCACGUGCAUGUCAUCGUAUUGAAGAAUGACAAGGAAGGGCGGGUCUGGAUAUAGUUUGCGAAAAGCUCUUGGGGCUAUUAAGGACAGCACGACUGUCCAUUUGGCUAAAUUCAAUAAAGCCUACAAGCAACUGGAGAUAAACAUCGUUAAGGCUACUAGUCAUGUUGAACAACCAGCUAAGGAGAAACAUAUGCGAGCUGUACUUGUAGCCCUCUCGGCUACAAGACCUAGGCAUGAUGUUGCAUACUGUCUCCAUGUUCUUAAAAGAAGAUUGUCAAAGACACGUAAUUGGGCGGUUGCUUUGAAAACUUUGAUUGUCAUCCACAGGGCCUUGCGGGAGAUGGAUAUUACAUUCCAAGAAGAAGUUCUUAACUAUAAAAUGGACAAUCCUAGUUUUCUCAACUUAUCUCACCUCAAAGAUUAUUCUAGUCUGGAUGCAUGUGAUUAUUCUUACUGGGUUCGGGUGUAUGCUGAAUAUUUGGAAGAGAGACUUCACUGCUUCCAUGUCCUGAAGUACGAUCUCCAGACAGAACAUCUUAGAACAAGGGAUCUAGGUACUUCUGAACUGUUUACCCAGUUAUUGACUUUGCAAACGCUCGUACUCCGUGCCAUAUGCUGUAAGCCAGAAGGAGCAUCGGCUCAUAACUCUGUGAUUCAUGUAGCACUCUAUAUGGUUUCUUGUGAUAGUGUUAAAGUAUUCAAGGCAGUUAGUGACGGUACACUUAAUUUGGUUGACAAAUUUUUUGAGAUGAAUCAAUCCGAUGCUCAUGAUGCUGUGGGGAUGUAUAGGAGGACAGAGGCGCAGGCCCUGAGUUUGUUAAGCUUUUAUGAGACAUGUCAAGCUCUAAACAUCAAUUGUAGUGAUGGGCUCACUGAGAUUGAGCCGCCAUCGUCUUCAUUCAUACAAGUCAUGGAAGAAUAUUUACUUGAUGCUCCUCUGGAUUCAGCUGUUCACAAAGAUCUGAACUCAAUCGAAGGAAAACCAGAAGCAAUGCUGGCCAUAGAAUACGAAAAGGAUACAGAGAUUCCGAAGAAUGACUCACCUCCAUCUUCAGAAGAGCCAAAGCCAGAUGUUGAGCCAGUUAAAGUAGAAGCUCAUCUUGCUGAACCGCUACCAGAUUUACUGUGUCUGGAUGAUCCCGUUAAUGAAGUCUCUGAAUUAGACGAGAAUGCUAUUGUUCCUAUAUUUGAUCAGCCAGCUUGUACUGCUGCAACUUCCAUUAAUGGAACUGCAGGAUGGGAAUUAGCCCUUGUAACUGCUCCAAGCUCUAAGGAGAUUGUUACAUCUUCGAGCAAACCGGGUACAUGGCUGGACAAAGUUACUCUUGACAGGCUCUAUGACGAUGCAGUCAGGAGAACCAACCAGACCAUGAGUUACAACCCAUGGGAACAAGCUCCUGUCCCCAGGUUCAUGAUAGUACCACAACCUGCACCGAACCCAUUUACUUCUAACAUGAUGGCUGCAUCACACAAUCUACAAUUGUCAGCCGUGUUUCAGCAGCAGCAAGCAUUCAUCCUAAACCAACAAGAUCAACAAAUGAUGAUGAACCCACCGAUGCUACAACAAGUGGCAUUUCAUAUAAAAGGGACUUAGGAAGGUAGACGAGAUAUCUAAUAAUAUGCAGUGGAUGUAGAAUGAGAUCAUUUUUCAAGGUAUGGAUUGUCCUUUUUAGUUUCUUUUCCAAUUGGGGAACAGAAUACUGAUUUCGGGCUCAUUCAAGUUCUUUGAUCCUUCUUUGUUCAAGCAGGUAGCUUGUUUCAUGGUGUAUUUCAUUUUCUUGUUUUGCAACUUUCUUGAA